Molecule: messenger RNA, 1566 nt
Organism: Colletotrichum phormii
Lineage: Eukaryota; Fungi; Ascomycota; Sordariomycetes; Glomerellales; Glomerellaceae
Product: cytochrome P450 monooxygenase
Exons: 3
Coding region: 1-1566 (521 amino acids)
Molecular function (GO): iron ion binding; monooxygenase activity; oxidoreductase activity, acting on paired donors, with incorporation or reduction of molecular oxygen
Source: RefSeq, a predicted model, not a curated record
AUGGCAAAAGUACCGUCCGCGAUUGGCAAAAAGGAGUCGGUGGCCUCUCUGGCCUUCGGCACCCUUGCCAUCUCGGUCGGCCUUCUUUUGUGCUACGCCCUCUACAGAGGCAUCUACAACCUCUUCUUCCAUCCCCUGCGUCACUGGCCCGGCCCCUUUUGGGCCGCCGCCUCCGACUUCUUCAAGCUCUGGAUCCUGCACACCAAGCAGGCGCACACGCUCGGCCUGGCGUACCACGCCGAGUACGGUCCGGUGGUGCGGGCCGCGCCGAACCUCCUGGCCGUCAACGACCCGCGUCUGCUGCCCGCCAUCUACCACCGACGUGCCAAUAAGACGGACGUGUACACCCCUGGGGUGCUGGGCGACCUCGCCCCGCCCUUCCAGGAGCUGGACUGGCGAGAGCAUGCGCGCAAACGCAAGCGUGUGGCGUCUUCGUUCCUCCUCAGCAACCUGGUCAAGCUCGAGGGCCAGGUCGACGCCCGCGUCCAGGAGUGGACGGCGGCUUUGGCCACGCGCUUCGCCCAUUCCGGCGCCAGCAUGGACUUUGCCUCCUGGUCCCAGUGGUUCGCCUACGACACCAUAUGUCAACUGUCAUUCGGUGAGCCGCUGGGCUUCGUUCGCGAGGCCCGCGACGUGUCCAAUCUCAUCAAGAACUUCCACGACAUGGCCCCCUUCGCCGCCGUCGUAGGCGCCCUGCCCUGGCUCUGUGCCCCCUUCUUGCACAGCCCCAUCACGAAAUGGCUAUUCAUGCCGCGCCCCGGAGACAGCUCGGGGACUGGAAAGAUCAUGGCCUUUCGCGAUGCUCUACUGAACGAAAGACUCCGGGACCCCAAAGCCCACCACAAAGGCGACUUCCUGGACAACAUUCUGGCCGCCAAGAACGAAGACGGGACGCCAAUCUCCGUCGAAGAGGUCAAGACGGAAUGCUUCGUCUUGAUGGUGGCCGCCUCGGACACGACGGCAGCCUUCUUCUGCGGCUUCGUGCGCUACGUCCUGCAGACGCCCGGGGUCUACGACAAGCUCAUGGCUGAGAUCGGCGACUUCGAGAGGCGCGGCAAGCUCGCGUCCCCGGUCCCCACCUUUGAAGAGAUCAAGGCCAUGCCGUACCUCGAGGCGUGCCACCGCGAGACGCAACGCUACCAGCCCUCGACCCCUAUGAUCAUCCCGCGCUACGUCGGCGAGGAGGGGCUGCAGCUGUACGGCCGCCGCGUCCCUCCUGGCACGGAAAUCGGGGCGAACCCGUACGUCGUCCACCGGGACAAGACCGUCUUUGGCGAAGACGCAGACGUCUUCCGCCCCGAGCGCUGGCUCGAGAGUCCCGAGAGGGCCCAGGAGAUGGACAAGUACCUCCUCACCUGGGGCUACGGGCCACGGAUCUGCCUGGGGAAGAACAUUGCCCUGAUGGAGACGCACAAACUGCUGAUCCAGUUCUUCCGUCUUUUCCGCCCCAGCAUCGUCAAUAAAGACGAGAAAAGCAUUUGGCGACAGGAGAAUCUGGCACUCCUCGUCCAUUGGGACUUUUGGCUCAACAUCAAGCAUCGGACGCCCGGAGGAAGCGGCGCGUAG